Diospyros lotus (date-plum) is the source of this 1874-nucleotide messenger RNA. Its product is annotated as aldehyde dehydrogenase family 2 member C4-like. Bases 53 to 1234 code for a protein of 393 amino acids. The record is from RefSeq and is a predicted model, not a curated record. Gene Ontology annotation, molecular function: aldehyde dehydrogenase (NAD+) activity. The transcript has 8 exons. Lineage: Eukaryota; Viridiplantae; Streptophyta; Magnoliopsida; Ericales; Ebenaceae.
AGCUGAAGUUAAUUGCAAUAGAGUUAUAACUUCAGAGAGACACAGAGGAGAGAUGGAGGGAGAGAGGAAUGGGAGUUCAGCGGCAUUGACGAAGAUCCCAGCGAUAAAGUUCAAGAAGCUGUUCAUCAAUGGAGAGUUUGUGGAUUCCAUUUCAGGAAAAACAUUUGAGACAAUAGAUCCAAGAACAGGAGAAGUGAUAGCAAGAGUUGCAGAAGGAGGCAAAGAUGAUGUUGAUCUAGCUGUGAAAGCUGCCCGAGAAGCUUUUGAUCAUGGACCUUGGCCUCGCUUAUCUGGCUCAGCAAGGGCAAGGAUACUAAUGAAACUGGCAGACUUGAUCAACGAGAACGCGCAGGAGCUAGCCGCUUUGGACACCAUUGACGCCGGGAAGCUGUUCAGCUGGGGCAAGGCCAAGGACAUUCCGGGGGCAGCAGAUCUUCUGCGUUACUACGCUGGCGCUGCCGACAAGAUUCACGGGGAGACACUAAAGAUGUCGGGCGAGUUUCAAGCUUACACCCUGCUGGAGCCGAUCGGUGUCGUCGGCCACAUCAUUCCUUGGAACUACCCAACUACCAUGUUCUUCUUGAAGGUUAGCCCAGCCCUAGCCGCUGGCUGCACCAUGGUUGUCAAGCCAGCGGAGCAAACUCCUCUUUCAGCUCUUUAUUAUGCUCAUCUAGCUAAGCAGGCUGGUAUUCCUGAUGGAGUGCUGAAUGUAAUAACAGGGUUUGGAAGAACAGCCGGUAAGGCUAUGUGCUCUCACAUGGAAAUUGAUAAAAUAAGUUUUACAGGAUCGACAGAAGUGGGACGCCUUGUAAUGCAAGCUGCAGCAACGAGCAACUUAAAGCAGGUGUCACUUGAACUUGGGGGAAAGUCACCUCUCAUCAUUUUUGAUGAUGCAGAUAUUGAUAAAGCUACACAUCUUGCUCUGUUAGGCGCUCUAUUUAACAAAGGUGAAAUUUGUGUGGCUGGUUCGAGAGUGUUUGUCCAAGAAGGGAUUUAUGAUGAAUUUGUGAAGAAGCUGUUGGAAAAGGCAAAGAGUUGGGUGGUUGGGGACCCCUUUGAUCCUUCUGUUCGACAAGGACCUCAGGUAGAUAAGAUUCAAUUUGAAAAGAUACUUUCAUACAUCGAGCACGGCAAAAGAGAAGGGGCCACUCUUUUAACUGGUGGGAAGCGCCAUGGCAAGAAGGGAUACUACAUUCAACCAACAAUUUUCACCAAUGUUACGGUCACCAAAUAGAGAAGUAAGCCCAAAGGGCCUUUGAGGAGGUAGGGCCAAUUUUGGCCCAGCAGCUCAGGCCCAAAUUGAAGCCCAGCUCGACCAGCCAUCUCCCAGGUAUAUAAUAGUUGUUUCUCGUUUUGUGACCUACUUCUCUGGCCGUUUGCGACUCCGUCCAAAACCCUAGCUUAUCCUCUCCUCCUAUCUCGCCAUUUCUAUCUUCUCCAAAAGCCUGGUUCCCUUAUCCUCCUUUGACGGAUUUUUUACUGGUUUCGGUUUAUCUCUUGAUAGCUAUAAAACCUAUGUGGGUUCGAUGGGACGGGUGUGUGAAAAAGAAGAGAAACUUAGUUGAACUCGUUGGGUCUUUGUGUGAACCAUUUUUGUGUGAUCUUCUUGCUGUGUGCUGGUACCGAGCUGGGCCGAUAGGACAUCGGUUUGGGAGAGCUUCUCGUUGGUUUGCUGUAGGUGAUGAUAUACAGAUCUGAGCCUUGAAUAAGCUGUAACUUUCAUUGCUAUUUUAAAAGGGAAGUUUAACUUUCUGUUCUUGUGUUUGUUGCUAUCACUUGUGAUUUGAUUUGUUCGCUACUAACAGAAAGUGUUUUGGCUUUGUGCGAGAUUAUUUUCCCAACAUACUUUCUUAAAUUAAUGUUAUUAUGUUACC